GUUUCAUUUGGACGCGGUUAGCCGAAGCGGUAACGCGUCAAUAACAAAUCGUCUCUGUCAGUUGUCGCGCAAGAAAAACAAUUUCUAAUAUCUGUAGUGUUGAAGGAAUUUAGUUUUUUUCUUUGUGAUGUUUCGUUAGUGGUGGUUAAAAUUUUUCAAAAAGGAAAAAAUAUUAUAGAAAAUGGCUACAGAACCAGAUACGGAUCAUACAAGCCAUAAUCCCAAUCCACACAGUGAUAGUACUCCAUCAGCAAGAAAGGUCAGUAUUGUGGAACGUGGUUAUGAAAAUCAUGCUUUCGAAUCUCCAGCGAGAAGCAGAAAAGUCUCGGCAGCAUCGGAGCAUGCUGAAGUGGGCCCAGUAAGGAAAAAAAGCAUUUUACAUUACCACCAUGUCACCAACGCUUUUGAACAGGACGCAGUUAAAACAAAUAAUGACAGGCAGUACACUAACGGGGACACGGUCAGAGACAAGAAGCAUUCUACUACUGAGUCAGUAUAUUCCAAAGGAUCCACGUAUUCCAGAUCGGCUAGAUAUGAAGACAGCAAUGCGGGUGAUCGAUCGUGGUGGUACUCGUUCUGUGUCAAAUGCCGCUCUGAAGCAUCCGAACCAUCAUGGCAACCAUCGGUGUGGCCCAAAUUAUGUCCUUAUCCAUUUUGUCCCACAUAUCGUCAAAUAUCCAGGAUAUUAGCAGUAGGUUUAAUAGGUCUUCUGGCUUGGUGUGUCUUAUAUUCGAUAGUGGGAGCUACAGCAGCCCCACCGAACGGCGUGUUGUAUCAACUGAUCCUGCUGAGUAUUUGCGCGCACAUCGGUGGUUGGUUGAUGACUCUCACGACGUUGCCAGCUCUCAUAGGAAUGCUAUUUACCGGGCUGUUGUUCCAGAAUGUGGGGAUAGUGGAUAUCAAUGAGAGUUUUUCGGAAAUAACUAAGGAGCUAAGGCAUGUAGCACUGGUUAUUAUCCUUAUCAGGGCCGGAUUGGACUUGGAUCCUCAAGCCCUAAAACGCCUCAGGUUUACAUUGGUGAAAAUAGGUUUGAUUCCAUGGACUUGCGAGGCGAUUAUCAGUGCUGUCCUUUCCAAAUUCUUCCUGGAUAUCCCAUGGAACUACGCUAUUUUGUUGGGGUCUAUCGUGGCUGCGGUGUCUCCGGCUGUAGUAGUCCCUUGCUUGUUUAAAUUGCGUACCAAGGGUUACGGUGUUGCCAAAGGCAUCCCUACACUCAUUAUCGCCACCGCAGGUAUCGACGAUGCCAUAUCUGUGGCUAUCUUCGGUAUAGUCAAAAGCAUAAUGUUCUCUAGUGCUUCCGUAACACAGUUGAUUCUACAAGGACCUGUAUCCAUCUUGGGUGGCAUUGGUUUUGGAGUUUUAUGGGGCGUAGUGUGUAACUAUAUUCCAGAGAAACAUGAUCCGUUUAUGGUACCACUCCGGAUCCUUCUCCUUCUAGUUGGUGGUACCGUUUCAGUCUUUGGCAGCGAACUCAUAGGCUACGGAGGCGCAGGCCCUCUAGCCUGCGUAGCGGCCGCUUUCACCUGUCUAGUUUCCUGGUCCAGGCAGGGCUGGGACAUAGAGGACAACCCUGCUGCCACUGCGUUCGAGAUUUUUUGGAUGAUCUUCGAGCCAAUCCUCUUCGGUAUCACCGGAGCUCAAAUCAAGUUCAGCGAGCUGGACGGAACCGUGGUUUCGAUAGGUGCUGGAGUGCUGAUUGCUGCCAUAGUGCUGAGGAUAUUGAUCACGAUAGUGGUGGGGAUUGGGUGCAAGCUGAACCUGAAGGAGAAGGUGUUUAUCGCGUUUUCGUUGAUGUCCAAGGCUACAGUACAGGCUGCCUUAGCUCCAGUAGCCAUGGGCGUCAUCUCGGACCACACCUCAAAAGAGUACGGCUACGCAGAAAAAGUCUGCAUGGUCUGCAUCCUCUCCAUAAUGCUCACCGCUCCCACCGGAGCCAUACUCAUCACCCUUUCCGGUCCCAGAUUGCUGACCAAAACCAAAACGCCACAGAUCACAGAUGGUUGGAGACGAUCACAUCGGCCUUCCAUCAGAGACAUCAGUAUCAUUGAUGAAGAGGAAGAAAGAGGUGACAUUGAAAGUACUAUAACUAAUUCGCCUAUUAAGAAUAUCAUUUCUGAUGAUAUUAAAGGCAUAGAUGUCAAAACAAAGCUUUAGGAAGCUAAAAGUAAUGUAAAAUGAUUGAAAUAGAUGGAAUCUAUUGUGAUUUUUAUCAUUUGGUUAGUAAUAAAUUUAAGAAAUUCGAAUAUUUUUCGGCUGUUAUCACUAGCCUCAAAACAAACCAAAAAGUAAAUAGUAUGAUUAUUUUUUUAAUGAUAUUUAAAUUAGUUUUCCAUAUUGGUGAAACUAAUCAAAACGAGAAUUAAUUCUAAUUUAAUUAUUGGACAAGUAUCUCGAAAUAAAUAAAAAAUAUAAACGAAAAUUUUUUGGUCCAUAAUUUGUUUUAGCAUUGGUAUCAAUCACUAAUUCUAAAAUGCCCUAACACUGUAUUGCCAACUAUUUCAAUCACUGAGCAUUUAUUUGGCUCCCAUGGAGCUACAUUCCUGUGUUAAAAUUUGCUUACAAUGGUAAAUAAUCAUAAUUAUAAAGUUAAAAUUUCAUUUAAAGUAAGUUUUAAUCACAACUUUUUGGUUAUUUUAUUAUCUGCAAUUAUUAAAAGUUUUAUCUUUAAUAAUUUUAUUAUCAAAAAGUUGUAUUGAAUAUGUAAUAAUCUAUUGUCACAAAUGUCAAGCCAAAACUUACUAUAAUUCGUGCUUAAACUAUAUUCUUCAGUUGAUAUGAUUAUUUAGAAACUUUAAUAAUGCUUAAAAAACUCUACCUAUAUUGCAAGCUAUACAUGAAGCAAACUAUUUCCUAUAAUACUAUAUUUAUCAGUAUUAAAAGGUAUACUGCUUUUAUAGUUUGUACCUUCAUAAACACCAAUAUACUGUGAUUAUAAAUAAAUAAAAAAAUACUAGAAUUAGUUUCUCGAAAGUAUUGAAAAUAAAUUAUUCCUAUAAUUAUUAGAAAAAUAAGAUAUUAAAUUCUACCGUUAGAGUGGUAUAAUAUGAUUUAUAACCUAAUAUACCUAUAUUAUUUAAAUAAUAUUAUGAAAGAAU
Sitophilus oryzae (rice weevil) is the source of this 3096-nucleotide messenger RNA. It is a transcript of the gene Nha1, whose product is annotated as sodium/hydrogen exchanger 9B2. Lineage: Eukaryota; Metazoa; Arthropoda; Insecta; Coleoptera; Curculionidae. Gene Ontology annotation, cellular component: membrane. The transcript is spliced from 10 exons. The coding region runs from base 182 to 2155 and encodes 657 amino acids. The record is from RefSeq and is a predicted model, not a curated record. Gene Ontology annotation, molecular function: antiporter activity. Gene Ontology annotation, biological process: proton transmembrane transport.